This is a messenger RNA of Zootermopsis nevadensis, 1922 nucleotides long. RefSeq names its product endoplasmic reticulum-Golgi intermediate compartment protein 3. Gene Ontology annotation, biological process: endoplasmic reticulum to Golgi vesicle-mediated transport; retrograde vesicle-mediated transport, Golgi to endoplasmic reticulum. The record is from RefSeq and is a predicted model, not a curated record. Gene Ontology annotation, cellular component: endoplasmic reticulum; Golgi membrane; endoplasmic reticulum membrane. NCBI's taxonomy places the organism in Eukaryota, Metazoa, Arthropoda, Insecta, Blattodea, Termopsidae.
CUUAGUGUUAAACCAAUGGUGUUGUUAUUUGGGUUUAUAUUGGCAAGAGAAAAAUUGACUGUGCGUGAUGCGUUUCAGACGUGCCAGGUAGUUUUUGACGUGUGUGAAGGCUGUCUAGUGUGUAUUCUGUUGGUUUUGUAUUAUUUUAUUUCUGUUAUGAGUUCUAGUGAUAUUCUUGUUAGGUUACGUUAUUUGGAUGCAUAUCCAAAAACCUUGGAAGAUUUUAGAAUCAAAACUUAUGGAGGAGCAGCAGUGACAGUAGUGAGUUGCUGUGUGAUAGCAUUGCUUGUAUUUUUUGAAAUUCGGGACUACUGGACACCUACAGUAUCAGAAGAACUGUUUGUGGACACAUCAAGAGGACCAAAGCUAAGGAUAAAUGUAGACUUUGUUAUACCAGCAAUUUCUUGUGAAUUUCUGGUACUGGAUGCAAUGGAUACAUCAGGAGAACAACAUUUGAAAAUUGAACACAACAUUUACAAACGUAGAUUGAACCUGGAUGGAAAACCAAUUGAAGACCCAAAGAAAGAAGAAAUUGGAGCAGGAGGAACAGAUAUGUUAAAACCAGAAAAAAAUACAACUGAAGAAAAAAAGUGUGGAAGUUGUUACGGUGCUGACACUGCAGAUUAUCCGUGUUGUGAUACUUGUGAAGCCGUGAAAGAAGCUUAUAGAAGAAAGAAAUGGGCAUUUCCAGAUCUGGAUACAGUUAUUCAGUGCCAUUCAGAGCAUUAUUCAGAGAAGUUAAAGAAUGCCUUUUCAGAAGCUUGUCAAAUAUAUGGUUAUAUGGAAGUAAACCGAGUUGGUGGAAGUUUUCACAUUGCCCCUGGACAGAGCUUCUCCAUAAAUCAUGUACAUAUUCAUGAUGUACAACCGUUUUCCUCUACAAGCUUCAACACAUCACAUCGCAUCAGGCACCUCUCAUUUGGUAAAAAUAUUCCAGGAAAGACAAAUCCAAUUGAUGGAACUGACGUCAUCACACAUGAAGGUGCAACAAUGUUUCAGUAUUAUGUCAAGAUAGUGCCAACAACAUAUGUUCGAAAAGAUGGCGCAGUGUGGCAGACCAAUCAGUUUUCCGUUACAAGACAUCAAAAGGUUGUAUCCAUCAGCAGCGGAGAGUCUGGAAUGCCUGGUAUAUUUUUUAGUUAUGAACUUGCUCCAAUGAUGGUAAAAUAUACAGAAAGGGAAAAAUCUUUUGGACAUUGCGCUACUAACAUCUGUGCUAUUAUUGGAGGCAUAUUUACAGUUGCUGGAAUUAUAGAUUCUUUGCUGUAUCACUCGGUUAAAGCGAUACAGAAAAAAAUUGAGCUAGGUAAGGUAAAUUAAUAUAAGGUCAUUUUAAUAUGUCGGCUGCAGUAAUCUCCAUGCAAUGAACCAAAUGAAAAGGUACAAAUAUUGAACUGGAAACUGAAAAUUUACAAAGUCUCCACUUGCCACUUGGAGGAUUUAUCUCUUGCAUUUAUUGGACAGUAUCCAUUCUCAGCAGUAUUCAUGUAGGGCAGUUCAUGGGCUUGUCAAUUUUGUUAUAUAUGUAUCUUCGUUAUAACUUUUGAACCUUUUAAUUGACCUCAAGAAAAUUUGUGUGAAGUUGAAGUAAACAUUUGCAUCUUUGAAUAUGUAAUCUUAAAUCUUUUUUAAUUAAAGUUUAGAUAGAUUGUUAAAAUUUUAUCAAAAAUUGGAAAACAUGUUGAUUGUAAAGAUAUCUGUUGUUUUAUUUCAUGAUGAUGACUGGUAACUAAUGUGACAAUGCACCUGAGAUUUCGAAAUUCUGAAAAACUGUAAACCUCCACAAAUUUUGUAAGGAAAAUUUCUAAAAAAUGUCAACAUAGUAAAGGCACAAGGUUUUCAGGUUAUAUUUAUGAAUUUGUUCUUAUUUGUUGUUGCAAAGGUAUAAUAAUUGAUAUUUAAUAAAAAUGUCUUUUAUUAAA